AUGAUACACCGGUUGCGGACUGCAACAACAACAACAACCCAACUUUCUGUGUUUAUUUAUGAAAGUCAGUCAGGAAGAAGUCACCAGAAAAUGCUGAAGAAAUUUCCACUGAAUGAUCCCACAAGGCAAAACCUUGGCUUUGUGAAUCCAUCUACUAGACAGGACAUUUCUGCUGUUGCAGUAUUAAGCCUGGCCAACAGAUUUGGGUGCCAUGUUCAAGCAGACCUGCUGAUGGAUGAGUAUGCUGACUACCAGCUGAGUCAAGACUCAGAGCUGCCAUUUAUCAGUGAAGACACAAGUCUUGACAGUUUCUGGUUUAAGAUCGAAAUUCUGAAGACAAUGAGUGGUGGGCAUAGGUUUGGACAGCGCAGUGAAGUAGCUCUGACUGUCCUUUCCCUGCCCCACAGCAAUGCUUAUCCAAAGAGAUGUUUCAGUACAGUUAGAAAAAUUCAAACAGAUCACAGAGACAAUUUGGCAAACAGAACUUUGAGUUUGAAUUCGUUGUUAAGGUUCGAGUUCAGUGAGAACAGUGAAUGUUUUAGGUUUAAUAUGAGCAAAGAACUUCUCAGAUCAUCAAAAGAGGCCUGUAGUCUGUACAAACUUAACAGGAAAUAAAUGUGAACCUUAAAGAGGCUUAUACAAUAGACUGUAGGAAAUUGUUUAUACUAAAGAAAUUAUUUAGUAUGUAUUGAUUGAAUAAUAAUAAUAAAAGAUAUGAUUUGUGUCACAA
Messenger RNA from Mercenaria mercenaria, 730 nucleotides. RefSeq lists its product as uncharacterized. The record is from RefSeq and is a predicted model, not a curated record. The coding region runs from base 1 to 615 and encodes 204 amino acids. NCBI's taxonomy places the organism in Eukaryota, Metazoa, Mollusca, Bivalvia, Venerida, Veneridae. The transcript has 3 exons.